UUGGGCGGUGCUGUGCUUAGGCGGUGAAUGGCGAUAGCCAUGGACUCUGAGGGUCUGCAGCAUCGCCGGCUGCUGCAGAAUCUCAAUGAAAGCAGGAGACGCUUCCAGACGUACAUGCAGCGGCUGAUAGCGAAGUACAACCAGCCCUUUGAGGACGACCCGUUGGUGGAAAUUUCCACGCUGACCUACGAGACGCCCCAGGGCUUGAAAGUCUGGGGAGGAAAGCUGAUAAAGGAAAGCAACAAGGAACAAACCCAGGUAUUUUCUGUCAAUACAAUGCAAAAAACUGCCUAUGAGAUGAAAUGUUCUCUAUUUCCAGCCUCAGAAAGCAGCAGUGCGGAGACAAGCUUAGACUUGGAUAUACUGCUUCAAGGUGCAGAGUAUUUUAAGAACGUGGAGAAGGGAGAUGGAAGAGACACACUCAUGACUUGGGUUCCUUCAUUGACCACACCUGUUACACCAGCCCCUGGAUGCCAGGAUACUAUCUCCAAAAAGAGCUUUGGUCCUGAAGUGUCCACUUCAUCCUCCAGAGACCAGGGUUCCUCGAACCCUUGCCCAGCAGACAUGACUUUUGUGCUUAGAGAUGACAGUUUCUCCUUACUAGGGACCAGCAGCAACAGCUUAAGCAGCCAGUCCUUUGACGUUGAUGACACUUGCAGUGUGACAAUCAGCGAUCUGUAUGAAGGCAUGAUGCAUUCCAUGAGUAGGCUGUUGAGCUCAAAGCCGUCAUGCAUCAUCUCCACCAAGACCCACAUCAACCAGAACUGGAAGCUCAGGAGGAGGCCCUCCCUCAAGGGUUGGGCACACAAGAACAAGACAUACUGUCACCGGAGCAAGCCCUUCAGGAGGAGCUCCAAGAAGAGUCCCGUGCCCUGCUCAGAGCCAGGGAAAGAGGCUAAAAUAUUAAGUGACCGCAAGAACUUACUGAAUAUUGUCCCCCACAAGACAGGCUUGAACCGGGAAAACUUGGAAAGAAGCAAACUCCAAGUCCAUAAAUUCAGUCCAGAUUGGAAGGAGCUCCAGGUGAUGCCUCAGAAGUUUUCAGAUGUGAACACAGUGUGCCUUCGUGAGCGAGAAAACAGAGUGGAGGCAUUACAAUGGCUGAUUUCACCUGUUAAAAUAGUUCCCAGACCAAGAAUGCGUCCAAGUCUAGCAGAGAUACAGUAUAGGGAGACCAAAAUCAAAUUUGACAAACUUCAUCGGGAAUAUUGCCUAUCUUCUGGGAAACUGCAUCACCCAGCUGUCCCCACAGAAUCCUGGUCUACAGACAUGAACAGAAGUGGUUGUAGGAGCCUAGGUAGCUCCCAGGGCAUAGAAACCCACAGGCCGAGUUUACCUUUUAACAGAGAAAAGGCAAAGUCACAGGCAGCUUUUGAAGACCCAAGUGAAAUGUCUGUCAAAGCUGAUAGAUGUCCGCCAAGGAGCCAUCUCUCUCCAUCACUGUCAGAGGACAGCCCCUUAGAAAACCCAGGCUAUUCCCAGCAGAUGUCUGGCCUUUUUCUUCAAGAACACAAUUCUGGGCCAAUCAGAAAGGCCGUCUUACCCAGUAAGGCGAUCUCAGCACCAUGGAUAGGCCCUCAGGGCUUUGGGAAGAAUCGCUAUGAUGAGAUUAAAAAAGAAUUUGACAGACUUUAUCAGAAAUAUUGCCUGAUGUCACCCCAGCGGGUGAAGAUGACCUCAUGUGUCAGAGUAUCUCCAAUGAAAGCUGGUGCAGCUGUUCCUAGUCAGAUGGAGGACUUGAGAAAAUUAAAUCCAGACUCUCGAUUCCAGAGUUCGCCGAAAUUGUCAACAUCUGGCCAGCGCAUAAGAAGCCCCCAGCACUCACCCGCACUUGAGGCUCGCAAAUCUGCAUGGACUGUUAGUGCUGUUGCCAGAGACCCUCAGUUACCAACAAAGAGGCGCAAGCUGUCAUACCCCCCAGAGUGUACAGACCAGGCCAAGUCUUAAGGUUCCCCAGGAGCAGCAGGCCAGCUGUGAGAGUCCUGACUGCUGAUUGGGUGUUUCUGUGUAUUGGGCGUGAUGUUUAUGUGUUGUGAGAAGCUGCUGUGAGGGACAGGAUCCUAGCAGGCACUUUUCUGUUUCUCUUUCUAGAGAUAGGGUCCAGGGCAUCACACUUGCUAAGCAGUCUCCCACUGCUGCUCCC
This is a messenger RNA of Acomys russatus (golden spiny mouse), 2143 nucleotides long. It is a transcript of the gene Hjurp, whose product is annotated as Holliday junction recognition protein. The transcript has 6 exons. Gene Ontology annotation, molecular function: histone binding. Gene Ontology annotation, cellular component: chromosome, centromeric region. NCBI's taxonomy places the organism in Eukaryota, Metazoa, Chordata, Mammalia, Rodentia, Muridae. Gene Ontology annotation, biological process: CENP-A containing chromatin assembly. Bases 28 to 1947 code for a protein of 639 amino acids. The record is from RefSeq and is a predicted model, not a curated record.